Messenger RNA from Oikopleura dioica, 894 nucleotides. The record is from the annotation of a GenBank genome assembly. Lineage: Eukaryota; Metazoa; Chordata; Appendicularia; Copelata; Oikopleuridae.
AUGAAAUUACUUGGUGCUCUUUUGCUCCUCACUCCCCCGGAGGUAGAAUGCAAAGACAUCAAACAGAAGAUGAUGGAGAAUCGUCUGAAAUUCGACCGAGACGUGGUCAUCCACGGCGACGAAGAAGAAGAUGAUUGGGAUCCUUGGGAUUUGGAAGACGACGAACUCCAGGCAAGACUCAGAAAACUCGUCGUUCGAAUGGAUCACAACCGCGACGGAUACGUUGACCAAGAAGAACUCACCAGCUGGUCCCUUGGAGCGGUUUAUAAUCUCGAGUCAGAGAACUUGUCCCUCGAGUUCCAUUCGCAUAUUCACAUUGGGCGAGGCGGCUUCCCCGAUGAUUUCGCCGCGAAAAAAGAGGCUGGCGAUUAUACGGUGAAUUGGAAGGAGUACGUUUUCACCAAUUGGAAUAUCCAUAUUGACGAUGAGGACCAUGUAGCAAAGCCUAGGAGCAAAUCUGAAGACCAGAUUCUUAAAUUCAACCAGCGCAAUAAUGAAUACAACAAAAUAGAUCAAAAAGCAGUUCUCGCAGAAGCUCUCAAUUCUGUCGAUACUGAUGGAGAUGGCAAGAUUUCUCUCCAAGAAUAUCUCAAAGAUUGGCAUCAAACUCCAUCAAAUGUCGACGAAGAAUUCAUGGAACUGGAGACCGACCGCUUCAAGGACGAAUACGACAGAGAUAGCAAUGGAUUUAUUGAGGCUGAUGAGCUUAUCUUCUGGCUCUCUCCUGACAACACAGAAAUCGCCAUCGACGAAGCCGAACAUCUGAUCGACAUGUGCGACGAAGACGAAGACGAGCGACUUACUCCCGACGAAAUCGUCGACAACCACGACCUCUGGGUGGACUCUGACGCGACCGAAUACGGCGCCCAGCUUCGUCAUUACGAUGAAUUGUAA